This is a messenger RNA of Rotaria sordida, 1506 nucleotides long. The record is from the annotation of a GenBank genome assembly. Lineage: Eukaryota; Metazoa; Rotifera; Eurotatoria; Philodinida; Philodinidae.
AUGGCAGAAGAUAAAUAUUUAGUUGAUCCGGAAACAGGAGAUCGUUUUCGUCUUGGAGGCUGCUUAAUCAGUGACAAACCAUCGAAUCUACCGAGAUUUGGAGGUGCCCGAUGCCUUUCAAAUUUGGAAUUACCUUCAUCAGUUGAUCUAAGACAGUUUAUGUCGCCCGUUGAGCAUCAAGACAAUCUCAAUUCAUGUGUUGGAAACGUACUAGCAGGCGCACAUGAAUUUUUAAUAAUGAAAAAUAGCAGAAAAAAGGUUAAUGUUAGUCGUUUAUUUAUAUACUACAACGCCCGUAUUAUAGAUAAGCUUCAAGAGAAUAAGAUGAUAGAUAAAGGUACUCAUAUUGCGAGUGCUGUUCAAGGAUUGAUAGAUUACGGCUGUUGCAAAGAAGAAAUGUACCCAUACAAUCCUGCAAACGUCAACCUAAAGCCACCACCGCAGUGUUAUUUAGAAGCUGAAAAGCAUCGUAUCAUGGAAGCCAUGACGGCACGUGUAGAAUUAAAUGAAAUGAGAGGAUGCCUGGCUGAGGCGUAUCCAUUUGCAUUUGGUCUUCGAUUAUUUCCAUCCUUUGCGCAAGCUGGAAGUAAUGGAGGACGUGUACAAAUGCCAAACAUACAUUAUGAAUCACAAAGUGCUGAACAAGGUUGCCACGCGAUGUUGGCAGUGGGAUAUAGUGAUCUAUCAGGAUGUUUCAUUGUUAGAAAUUCAUGGGGUGAAAAGUGGGGUGAUAAGGGCUACUGUUACAUUCCUUAUCAAUAUAUGUGUAAUAUGCAACUUUGUUACAAUAUACAUAUCAUAAAAGUGGCCUGCGAUGACUCUUCUCUUCAGAGAGAUACAAGUAUUCUGAAUCCAUAUGAUUGGAAUGUUGAUAAAAAUAAGCGAUGUUAUAUUCCACAAAACUAUCCUUAUCAAAACUUCGAUUAUAAGUUUUUUUGGAAAUUAAAUGAUAGUUUUAACUAUUUUAUUAGCAUAUCACAAAAUGGACAAGUAGUUCCUUUCGUAUGGAAAACGAUAAAGACAGUAAAUAGUAAUGUUGAACAUCACACGGCAGUAUCACCGAAGAACGAAGUUCAAAUUUCGUUUAUUCUUUGGAUCGAUAAAAAAACCAGUGAAAACGGUCAUAUAGAGAAACGGUUGAAAAAUGACAAAAAUGUUAAAAUCGACUUCUGUGAAACAUUACCAAGAGCAGAAGCUCAUAUUUUGAAACACAAGGAUAAAAUCACAUUAUCAUCAACGUUUCAUAUAAUAUGUCGUGGUUAUUAUAAAGAUGAAGAUAAAAAUCCAUUGCAUUUAUUACGUUUCUUGAGUGAUAAUAGUUUAAGUCACGUUCCAGUUCUUGUCUUUACUCAUGAUAAAUCUGGUUUACUGACUCAUUUGCAAAGUGAGGCGCCAUCGAUGGCUAUAAAUGAUUGGAAACAACGCUUAUUUAUUACAGGCAACCAUGAAGAAUUAAUUAAAAAUAUUAAAGAGAAAAUAGCCAAUAAGCAGAGUAGCAAUAAGUAG